This is a messenger RNA of Saccharomyces paradoxus, 1332 nucleotides long. It is a transcript of the gene EMP47, whose product is annotated as Emp47p. Gene Ontology annotation, cellular component: Golgi membrane; endoplasmic reticulum membrane; endoplasmic reticulum-Golgi intermediate compartment. Gene Ontology annotation, biological process: Golgi organization; endoplasmic reticulum to Golgi vesicle-mediated transport; endoplasmic reticulum organization. The transcript has a single exon. Gene Ontology annotation, molecular function: D-mannose binding. The record is from RefSeq and is a predicted model, not a curated record. The coding region runs from base 1 to 1332 and encodes 443 amino acids. Lineage: Eukaryota; Fungi; Ascomycota; Saccharomycetes; Saccharomycetales; Saccharomycetaceae.
AUGUUAAUGGCUAAGAAAAGUGCAGUACUGCUGAGUUUUUUCACCGUCCUUACGAUAUGGACAGGAUUGUUAGAAGCCCAUCCAUUAGGUGACACUUCAGAUGCAUCCAAAUUAAACUCGGACUACUCACUCCCUGAUCUGAUUAACGCACGUAAAGUGCCUAGUAACUGGCAAACUGGUGAACAAGCUAGUCUAGAGGAAGGAAGAAUUGUAUUGACUUCUAAGCAAAAUUCUAAGGGUUCACUUUGGUUGAAACAAGGGUUUGAUUUGAAAGAUUCUUUUACUAUGGAGUGGACAUUUAGAAGUGUUGGUUAUUCUGGUCAAACUGAUGGUGGUAUAUCAUUUUGGUUUGUUCAGGAUUCUAAUGUACCACGCGAUAAGCAGUUGUACAAUGGACCAGUCAACUAUGAUGGCUUACAGCUAUUGGUGGAUAACAAUGGUCCAUUGGGUCCGACUCUUCGUGGUCAACUAAAUGACGGUCAAAAGCCUGUGGACAAGACAAAAAUCUAUGAACAGAGCUUUGCAUCUUGUUUGAUGGGUUAUCAGGACUCCUCCGUUCCUUCCACGGUUAGAGUAACUUACGAUUUGGAAGACAGCAACUUAUUAAAAGUUCAGGUGGACAAUAAAGUCUGUUUUCAAACUAGGAAAAUUCGCUUCCCUACUGGAUCUUACCGUAUUGGGGUCACUGCUCAAAAUGGGGCAUUGAAUAAUAAUGCAGAGUCUUUUGAAAUAUUCAAAAUGGAAUUAUUUAACGGCGUGAUUGAAGACUCUUUGAUUCCUAACGUUAAUGCAAUGGGUCAGCCAAAGCUGAUCACCAAAUACAUUGACCAAAAAACCGGUAAAGAAAAAUUGAUUGAAAAAACAGCAUUUGACGCCGACAAAGACAAAAUGUCAAACUAUGAGUUGUAUAAGAAACUGGACAGAGUUGAAGGUAAAAUUCUUGCAAACGAUAUCAAUGCUUUAGAAACAAAGUUAAAUGAUAUCAUUAAAGUUCAACAAGAACUGCUUUCAUUCAUGACUACGAUAACCAAACAUCUCUCUUCUAAGCAGCCCACUAAUGACGAGAAAGGAAUUUCCACUGACGAUGCAAUCGCUGAGGAUAAAGAAAAUUUCAAAGACUUCCUGUCGAUUAAUCAAAAAUUGGAAAAGGUCCUGGUUGAACAGGAAAAGUAUAGAGAAACCGCCAAGCGUCAUGGACAAGAUGGUCCUCAGGUCGAUGAAAUUGCUAGAAAGCUGAUGAUUUGGCUACUCCCAUUAAUUUUCAUCAUGUUGAUUAUGGCAUAUUAUACAUUCAGAAUCAGACAAGAGAUCACAAAAACCAAAUUGCUAUGA